Messenger RNA from Vanessa atalanta (red admiral), 713 nucleotides. RefSeq lists its product as uncharacterized. The record is from RefSeq and is a predicted model, not a curated record. NCBI's taxonomy places the organism in Eukaryota, Metazoa, Arthropoda, Insecta, Lepidoptera, Nymphalidae. The transcript is spliced from 3 exons. Bases 100 to 684 code for a protein of 194 amino acids.
CCAGUUGCGCAAGUUCGCGGGACUAGAUCGGAGCGAACUCACCAAAGAACAUACAUUCACAUAUUGAUUAAGCAUAUGUAACAUUAUAUUUUCGACAAAAUGUUUACUUUGUACCUUCUUUCUCCACUCUUUUGGGUUUGUGUGUAUUCUUCAAUCUUUGAUCAGCGACAAACGGGUGAUUUAAAUGUACAGGUUGACCUUAAGGAUGUACGAAUAUUUGCACUUAUGAAAGGAGACAAAGAAGAAUAUGUGGACUAUGAUUAUGCGUAUGAUUACUCAGAAUUAACAAUAAAACCUCAAAACCGAACAACGCCGAAACCGUUUAACGGUACGAGUCUAUCUACAGAACAAACGCUAGCGAUAAAUGAUUCAGCGAUUGGUUCAACUUUGCUAGAAGAAAAUACAACGGUGUCUGAGGAUUUUUUUACCGUCACAACAAGUCCCACAGAUUUUAAAACAACUAUUACUCAUUCCGAAAGUACAAGUUAUCCUAAUUCAGAGAUCGUAAUGAAUAAACCGUCUACUAACACAACAAUUAAAAAUUGCAAAAGAGGGUUUAUACUGAAUCAACGAGGCGACUGCCAAUUUAAACUUAACAGUACAGGAAAUGCGUUAAUGAAGUUGGUAAAAUUGUCUCAAAAAUUAAAAUUAAGAAGAGAAAAUAAAAGUAGUGACACUCCCUAAUUUUAAUUAUCAAAUAUAUUUGAUUGAAA